CGCAGGUCUCGCGAUGCUCAGCGUGGGAGAUUCUUAGAUUCAAACUUUGUGAAGCGCUAAACUGAGGCUAAGGACGAAGUUUCAAAUGUAUUUUGUUGAUCUCCUUUAAAAACUGCCGAAUUUGAGUGUAACCAAGAGAACGACUCGAGAUGUCCGGAGCACUGGAGUCCGCGGAGGAGGAGAUUCAGAGGUUGAGGAGCCGGCUGAAGGAGAGCGAGGAGCAGGUCCAGCAGGCGGCUCACGCGGGCCUGGACCUUCUGAACCAGCAGGUGGAGCUGCAGACCCAACUGGAAGAGCAGAGGGUGGAGAUGACCAACACUAUAGAGAUACUGGAGCAAGACAAGUUUUCUCUUAAGAGGGAGGUAGAGCUGAGGGUUCGAAUGCUCGAAUCGCUCAAGUCUGAAUACGACUCUUCAAACGACCAGCACACCCAACACCUUCACCAUCAAGAAGAACGUUUAACACAGGCUCAUAACACGGAGGUCCACGUUCUGAAAAAUCAGAUCAUAAACCUGCAGGCUGAUCUAGGAGAAGCUCAGUUAAAAGAGAAACAACUGAAACAUAAACUGGAGGUCAUGACGGAAACCCUCAACCUCAAGCUGGACGAGCUACGGUCCCUGAACGAGCAGAAGCUGGACACCAUCUCCUCUGAGCUCACGGAGAUGCAUCUGAGCAGACUGGAGCUGCAGAGCAUAAAGGCCGAACUGGCCUUGUCGCUACAGGAAGCCCAGUACAAAGAGCAGCAGCUGGACCUCACCAACAGGAGUCUGAAGUGUCAGCUCCUGCAGUUCAAAGAGGAGAAGGAAGAGAGGGAGAAGGAGGCUGUUUCCUGGUUCAACGCACUGGGGAAAUCCCGUCAGGUUAACCUGGAGCUGCAGGUACAGUUGGACCAGGCACAGCAGCAGGCCCAAGACCCCAACAGCAAAGGAAAUUCACUGUUCGCUGAAUUGGAGGACAAACGUGCUGAGAUGGAGAAGAGACUGAUCAGUAUGAAGAUCCAGCAUCAGUCUCUGCAGAAACAGCACGGCUUCAGCAAACAACAGCUACACCGCAUGAAGGUCCAGAUAGCCACCCUGAUGCAGCUGCAGGGCACAAGAGCUGACCCAGCCCAGCUAGAGAGACUCCAGUCCAUGCUCACUGAGAAGAAUGAGGAGAUCCAUAAUCUGGUCAUUAAACUCCAGAGACUGGAGAAAUCCGAGAUGCUGUUAAAGUCUCAGCCAUCUGUGCCUUCCCGGUCAGACGUGGAUAUCCAAGAUGAGACCUACUAUACCGACCUUCUCAAAUUGAAGCUCAACAAUUCUGUCAGAGACGCAGAACGGCUGGGAGAUGAGCUUUCCCUCCAACGGAUGAAGUCUUUGUCAGAGAGUCAAAGAGCUCUUGAAUUGGAGAGAAAAUUAUAUUCAUCAGAACAGCUGCUGAAGCAGGCUCGGAGUGACAAAAUUAAACUGCAGUUAUGUGUGGAGGAGCUGCGAUACAAAUAUGAGCCUAAUGAAUGUAAUAAAAAUAAUACCCAGAGGCGAAAGCGGGAAAAGCUUCCUGUUGGAGUUAUCAAGAAUGAGCCAAAUGAGCAUUCAAACUAUGACAAGACGGCUAAACUAGAGCCUCCUCCCACCCUCAGUGGGGAGAACCAACACGUGGCCAUUCUCCGCCAGAUAGACAUGCAGCCUACAGAAGAUCGAAAGUCAGAGGCCCCCCCAGCCAAGUGUGCAAGGAUCGGUGACAUGCCUCCAGUUGAGAUUCCCAACACUCCAAGUUCCCCAAUGAUGGCAGAGAAAGAGGAGAAGAAAAUCCUGAAAGAUGAGGGAGAUUUGUUUUCCAGAGAGGUUGAUAGGGACGAAGACGGAAGAAAGAAGAACUCAGUAGAAAUAAUCCAUGUUCGCUCAAAGAACUGCCCGGAAGACCAGUGUUCCCAGCAGUAGAACUGAAACCCUUUCACACUUGUGUGUUCCAAAAUUUUCCAUCUGUCUUUUUCUUAUUAUGUUAUGGAAACUACUCUCCUUUCUUUUUUAUUUUCUUUUUUACAUUUUUUUAAUUGGGUUCCUUGUGCAAUAUGUGUGUUUUUUCUAUUCUCUAUUAAAAUUGUAUUUUAAACCUG
Gadus macrocephalus (Pacific cod) is the source of this 2095-nucleotide messenger RNA. RefSeq names its product spindle apparatus coiled-coil protein 1 (gene spdl1). The record is from RefSeq and is a predicted model, not a curated record. Gene Ontology annotation, biological process: establishment of mitotic spindle orientation; protein localization to kinetochore; mitotic metaphase chromosome alignment. Lineage: Eukaryota; Metazoa; Chordata; Actinopteri; Gadiformes; Gadidae. The transcript is spliced from 14 exons. Gene Ontology annotation, cellular component: spindle pole; outer kinetochore. Gene Ontology annotation, molecular function: kinetochore binding. The coding region runs from base 150 to 1919 and encodes 589 amino acids.